CCUGCAGUGCGUACAUCAUCGCAGCGAAGGAGUUCUCAGCUAAAAUGAAAGCCUUCAAUUGGAUCGUCGCCUUUCUUCUUCUCAACACAAUCCAAGGUGCAGAACAGCUCCCUAUCAUUGACGAUACUGCUCCAUAUUUUGAUGACUUCCCAGGUGGCGAGUCCACGGAUGCGGUUCCAUUAAAUGUACCCACGUCAGAUGAAACCACUACAAGAAACACACUGGAAGCGAAGUUCAGUGAACGUGCCGAUGGGUCAGAUGUUUUGCAGAAGAGUGACUGUUCCCUGCCACCACCAGGAUGCAAGUCAACUGGUUGUACAUCUGAAGAGGUUGAGUUUCUCCGGAUUACUACUCAGAAACCAUCGAAGGUUACCUCUCCGUCUGUUGAAAGUGAUGGUACAACGUAUUCGCAUGUACAUACAUACAUAGUAAUUGGUUCCUUUUCCCUAGGAACUGUUUUUGUGUAUGUUGCGGCCAUAUCAAUAACAUACUUGAUUUUUUAUUUAAAGCAUAGGUGUUAUGGUGCAGAUAUUGAUAAUGAACAAUAAAUCCUAGCAGUCUCUCAUCUUUUGCAUAUAAUAUAUGGUACUGAGCACAUAUAAACACACUCCAAAUUCUACUUUGGAUUUAUUGACAGAGUGUACACAGUUGGGAAAAUAAGAUUGGCAGUUAUCGACAGGAAUAAAUAUUAAUCCAUUAAAAAUACUGAAGAUUAAUUCCAGUUGACGAUUCAGCUGUCCGUUU
Molecule: messenger RNA, 744 nt
Organism: Schistocerca cancellata (South American locust)
Lineage: Eukaryota; Metazoa; Arthropoda; Insecta; Orthoptera; Acrididae
Exons: 3
Coding region: 45-548 (167 amino acids)
Source: RefSeq, a predicted model, not a curated record